Aspergillus campestris IBT 28561 is the source of this 1725-nucleotide messenger RNA. Its product is annotated as alternative NADH-dehydrogenase. The record is from RefSeq and is a predicted model, not a curated record. The transcript has 4 exons. The coding region runs from base 1 to 1725 and encodes 574 amino acids. Lineage: Eukaryota; Fungi; Ascomycota; Eurotiomycetes; Eurotiales; Aspergillaceae. Gene Ontology annotation, molecular function: NADH dehydrogenase activity.
AUGACCCCCCCGUCAAUCAUGCAUUUGUCGUCGCUGUCGCGCAGGUCGCUCUCGACGCGCUCUCCCUGCCAUGCCCUUCGCGCUGCUCGCCCUUUGCGCUCCAGCGGGCUCUCCCAGCAAUCCGUCCAGCGCGUCGCCCGUCGGACUUACGCCGAUGCCGCCCCGACCGCCCCCGCCCCGAAGCCCAAGCAGCGAUUCCGGUUUUUGCGGUGGGCUUGGCGCCUGACGUGGCUGACCGGUUUGGGGAUGACCGGUGCCUUGGUUUACAGCAUCUACGAGCAACGUCAUCCGAUCGAGCAGUCCGAGCCGGACCCGUCGAAGAAGACCCUGGUGAUUCUGGGUACCGGAUGGGGCUCCGUUUCUCUGCUGAAGAAGCUCGACACGGAAAACUACAAUGUCGUCGUGGUUUCCCCCCGAAACUACUUCCUCUUCACCCCCCUGCUGCCGUCGUGCACCACCGGUCUGAUUGAGCACCGUUCGAUCAUGGAGCCGAUCCGGAACAUCCUUCGCCAGAAAGUCGCCGGCGUGAAGUUCUACGAAGCCGAGGCUACAAAGAUCGACUACGAGAAGCGCGUGGUGUACAUCAGCGACGACUCCGAGAUCAAGGGUGAUAUCUCGCACACCGUGGUUCCCUUCGAUAUGCUUGUCGUGGGUGUCGGUGCCGAGAACGCUACUUUCGGCAUCAAGGGUGUUAAGGAGCACUCCUGCUUCCUGAAGGAAGUCGGCGAUGCGCAGAAGAUCCGCAAGCGUAUCAUGGACUGUGUCGAGACCGCUAUGUUCAAGGAUCAGUCGCCCGAGGAGGUCAAGCGUCUCCUGCACAUGGUGGUCGUCGGUGGUGGCCCGACCGGUGUCGAAUUCGCCGGCGAGCUGCAGGAUUUCUUCGAGGAGGACUUGAAGAAGUGGAUCCCCGAUAUCCAGAAGAACUUCCACGUCACCCUGGUCGAGGCGCUGCCCAACGUGCUCCCCAUGUUCUCCAAGCAGCUCAUUGACUACACCGAGUCGACCUUCAAGGAGGAGGCUAUCAGCAUCCGGGCCAAGACCAUGGUCAAGAACGUCACCGACAAGUACAUCGAGGCUGAGGUCACCAAGCCCGAUGGCUCCCGGGAGUUGGAGACCAUCCCCUACGGUCUGCUGGUCUGGGCCACCGGUAACGCGGUGCGCAACGUCGUUCGCGACCUCAUGAACCAGCUUCCCGCCCAGAAGAACUCGCGUCGCGGUCUGGCCGUCAACGAGUACCUCGUCGUCAACGGCACCGAGAACGUCUGGGCCGUCGGUGACUGUGCGAUCACCAACUACGCCCCCACCGCCCAGGUUGCCGGCCAAGAAGGUGCUUUCCUGGCGCGCCUGUUCAACACCAUGGCGAAGACGGAGACUCUCGAGAAGGAAUUGAAGGGUCUGUCGGACGCCCAGGCCCUGGCCAAGAACGGCGACGAGCGGAACAAGGUCUUUGACGAUAUCCGUGAGCGCCAGCGUCAAUUGCGCCGCAUCAAGCAGAUCGGCCCCUUCCAGUACUCCCACCAGGGCAGUCUGGCCUACAUUGGCAAGGAGCGCGCGGUUGCAGAUAUCAGCUGGCUGAGUGGCAAUAUCGCAAGCGGUGGCACCAUGACCUACCUGUUCUGGCGCAGCGCCUACCUGAGCAUGUGCUUCAGCAACCGCAACCGUGUUUUGGUCGCUGUGGACUGGAUCAAGGCCAAGCUUUUCGGUCGUGACGUGUCUCGCGAGUAA